GUCCACGGUGAUAUUGCCUCCAACAAUAAUUGUGGCAGCUCCGAAAUGGAUACCCAUUUAUCCUAUAAAAGUAUAGCACCACAUGUGGGAAUCAUGAGGAUGCUAGGCUUUUAUCAACUCAGUACGAAGACACCAAAGAUAUUUCGAAAUAUCCAUUAUGUCUAUAUGCGUGUAAUUCUUUUAUUAUUCGUAUUAUAUGCGAUCCAACAAUUUUUGAAACUCUACGAAGUGCGUGACGACGCUGAUAAAGUAAUGAGCACGAUGUUUUUAUUUUUGACCUACACUGACUGUAUUUUCAAAGCUGUGGUUGUAAUGAUGAAAACGGAUGAAAUCGAAGAGGUUUUCGAUAUUAUGAAAGGUCCAUUAUAUAAUCAAGGUGAUCCAGAACACCGCCCGAUUUUACUGGAAGCAGGGAGACAAGGACUGAUAGUUCUUCGAACGUUUAACUACAUGUGUAUUAUUACAUGCAUACUUUGGGUUGUACAUCCAACAAUAAAGCACAUUCAAGGAAAAAUAAUUGAAUUCCCAGUAUGGCUGCCAUUUGAAUACAACUCAAAUCCACGUUACUAUUUUGCGGCUCUUUAUAUUGUUACACAGACAACGUGGGAAGGCUAUGCCAACAGUACCAUCGAUGUACUUAUAGUCUUUUUAUUAGUGCAAUGUAAAGCACAGAUAUCUAUUAUCAGGGUCGAACUUCAGAGGUUAGUAAUGAAAAGUCAAGAAGAAGCGAAUGCAUUAUCCUGCCAUUUUACAGUCAUUGCUGAGAAACGUAUUAAGAAAAUAUUGGUACACCACAGGCAGAUUGUAAAAACGGCUGACAAAAUACAGGAUAUAUUUGGCUACGCUGUCUUUUAUCAGUUAUUGGUAGCAGGUUGGAUACUGUGUACAUCAGCCUAUAGAAUGGCUAGUGUGACUCCUUUAUCUGUGGAAUUCUUGUCUAUGCUGAUGUAUAUCAGUUGCAUCUUAUUACAAGUAUUCAUAUAUUGUUAUUUUGGAAGUGAAGUUACUUAUGAGAGUGAAAUGUUGACAGAAUCUGUAUACUUCAUGAACUGGCUCGCAUUACCAGUAAAACUUCGACGGACCAUUAUUAUUUUUAUGGAGAGAAUCAAACGUCCCAUAAGACCCAUGGCUUGUUACAUCGUACCAUUCUCCAAUGCCACAUUCGUAUCGAUUGUACGGAGUUCAUAUACUUUUUACGCAUUUUUGAAGAACUCAAACGACAGCAGUACUUAAAACUCUAAGAUCACUAUAUACGAUUAAUAUGAAUGCAUUUGUAUUUAUUUAUACAUAAGAUACUAGAUACUUUCAUUUCAAAUAAAACAAUAUUAGACACAUUGAUAUAAGUAGAUUAGUACGUAAUUUAAAAUAAAUAAAAUCUGUAAAACUGUGGUUUCUCAAAGUUUCAAUUAGGUACAAGUAUUCGAAAAUUAUAUUGAGGCGUUAUUACGCCUGAAUAUAAUUUUGCACAGCAAAUUUGCUGUGCUCUUAUUACUUUUAAGUACAAUUUAUAGUCAUAUUAUUUAAUUACAUUUACAAAGAAUUUUAAAGUAUAAGUACAGAGAUUAAUUAUCCAAAAGAACUUAAAACUUGAACAAAAUAUGUGUACGUGCUUGUAUAGUUACCUAGAUUGUACAAAAUAAUUAAUAAUGAUGAAAUUACAAUUUUUA
Molecule: messenger RNA, 1667 nt
Organism: Galleria mellonella (greater wax moth)
Lineage: Eukaryota; Metazoa; Arthropoda; Insecta; Lepidoptera; Pyralidae
Product: odorant receptor 94a
Exons: 9
Coding region: 46-1233 (395 amino acids)
Biological process (GO): sensory perception of smell; detection of chemical stimulus involved in sensory perception of smell
Cellular component (GO): plasma membrane
Molecular function (GO): odorant binding; olfactory receptor activity
Source: RefSeq, a predicted model, not a curated record